AUGGCAAGUGACUUGCCUCCGUUGUGGACUCCUUCGAAAACCCUAUCCAAGAGGCCUUCUUCUGGGCACAGUCAGCACGCCAGCGGUGAACAAGAACCCCACGAGACUGGUUGGCGUGCGAACGCUGAAAGCGAGCCGUCCUCGAAGGGGCCUGCGGACUCGCGGGCUCUUCAGUGGCGGUUGGCGCUUGCUGAGGCCUGUGCGGAGCUCCUCGAGUCCAGUCUCGAGAGUUUGCGACACGCUUAUGCUGAAUACUUGCAGCAUGGAGAUCUCGGGGCGCCAGUCCAGGGUCGCUCCAGAAACACGGUACCGUCGAGGGCUCGUCUCCUCGAGGACCUGGGCUUGAACGCACCGCGCGACUUUGUAGACUACGUUCUUAUGCGCACCCUGCGCGAACGGGAUGCCUUGGCUAUGCAGAACUCGCGCUCCUGGACGUUCAACCUGAUGGACCGCUCUGGUGAAGGUCGAGCGUACCUUGCCGAGUUCGUUCGGUAUGCGCCUCUGAUGACCCCGGUGGCGGAUAGUGCUGUUGUGGAGCUCGUCUUUCAGACGCUGUCAGAGGCAAGCUCAAAGGCAGCCACAGAUUCUAUGUACGGUGGAGACAAGACGGGAAAGUUUACAGAAAGGCAAAACGUCUCUUUGGAGCAACGUGACAUGGAUUUCACGUCCGGUACGUUGACCGAGGGCGAACCUUCGGAGGCGCAUGUAAGCUUCGCAGUCUGGGAUGAAUUCUUAAUCGCACUGGGCAAGAUUUUCUCCAAAACAAAGCCCGAAUGGACUGAGGCGAAACGCCUUUUCGGAAUCGACCACGCCGAACCACUGGUCAAGGCCGGAGCCGCUUUUGAUCACUCUGGCACGAUACCGAUCUUCGGAAAAUUGUUUCUCUCGGAGCGAUACCUCUGUUUCGCAGCGAGCCUCGGCUGGGGGCACUUCUUGGUCCCACUCUCAAUGAUCCGAGAAGUGAAAUCCACUGAGUUGCCGGUUUUGCGACGCGAUGCUGUCGUGAUCAGUUUCACCGUGCCGAAGAACCUUGAGAAGAAUGUCAACGGUCCAUUCUCGAAGCUGCUACCCACUGGAGCGAUCGACAAAGGUUUGGUGCUCUCGUUUAACGAGUUUCGUUCAACACGUCUCCGGGAUGCGUGGGUGAUGUACAUUCGCGAGAUGGUCGCCGCCCAUGUAGCGAGCAAGCAACAUCACGUCGAUCACCUUGAUGCAAACAUCGUGAUGAGCGUAGACGAAACGAGCUCGAGUGUCCGGCUUCGACAAGCUCUGGAUCUGGCAGAGACGACGCGAUUCGCAGAGGAGGCAAGCCCUGGAGUUACGCAGCAGCGGGGCCAGCGCCUCUCGCGGAUGCGUGACUGCUCGCCGAACGCAUCACUCGCGGCUUCGACUACAGCGCAGACCGCAGGCGUUAAAGUGCCAGCGUCAAGCUUCGAGGCAAUCGUUCAGUGUCCAACUCCGGCAUUUGCACGCAUCGCUAGGUUGAAUAUUUUGCGUAGCAGGGCACUGAAACGUGUAUUAAGCGGACGUCUACCGCGUUCGUUAUUCAUCUUUAGUGUUGCAUCUGAAGCGGACGUGGUCGUCGAACACCACCCCAUGUCUGUUGAUGACUUGCGCGGCCGCGAGCUCAGACGAGCUGCAUUUCGGAAAUACGUUGAUGCUGCUCAUCGCAUUACAGCCGGUGAACGCUCCUGGUGGUUUGUUCGAGCAAUGCAACGGGUGAACAUGAAUAUGGAGGCAAAUCGGCGGAGGCAAGGCGAUCGCGACACUGAAACCCUGGACAUAGUUUCACUGGGCAACCAGAUCUCGACCUUCAUAGAGCUGGUGGCCCCCAUAGGCUGCAUGCUCGAUGCUGUUUGCUAUGUGAUUCGCUGGGACCGACCGGCGGUGUCCGCUGCAAUCUUCCUCUUUCUGCUUUUCGUUGUGCUGCUGGACGCUGUGACGUACCUGAUACCGCUGGCGAUUCUUGGUUACUGCGGCCUUCUUUUAUCGGUCAGGAAGGCUGUGCAGAAUCCAAAACAUGAAUCGUUGUCCGAAUCUUCGAAAAUGAAGGCCUCGUACCUCAGCGGCUUCUUUGUGCGUAUCCAUCACGGGCUAGUAGCGACGCAAGUCUGGUUGCAGCACAUGAACAGACACUUGGAAAAGUUCGAGAGCAUCCAUCUGUGGCGGGAUCCCGCACGAACCCGCCAGUACAUCUAUGGGCUUGUGGUGAGCGCUCUACUGAUCGCCGUCGUGCCCUUUCGGUGGAUUUUUGCCGCCCUUGUGAUCUACCUCUUUACGCUCCAGUUUCGAGAUCCCGAGCGACAGGAUUUCAUUGAUCGAUGGUAUGCAUCGGUGCCGGGGCGUCCGUCUUGCACCUAG
Molecule: messenger RNA, 2361 nt
Organism: Cyanidioschyzon merolae strain 10D
Lineage: Eukaryota; Rhodophyta; Bangiophyceae; Cyanidiales; Cyanidiaceae
Exons: 1
Coding region: 1-2361 (786 amino acids)
Source: RefSeq, a predicted model, not a curated record